Messenger RNA from Schistocerca americana (American grasshopper), 1152 nucleotides. RefSeq names its product nexilin-like. Bases 1 to 1152 code for a protein of 383 amino acids. NCBI's taxonomy places the organism in Eukaryota, Metazoa, Arthropoda, Insecta, Orthoptera, Acrididae. The record is from RefSeq and is a predicted model, not a curated record. The transcript is spliced from 12 exons.
AUGUCUAAUGUGCUGUUUGUUAUCGUUACAGCAAUGUUCCGCCGCAUGAAGAAGUUUUUCUCCCGGUGUUUGGGAGGGGAGAAAGACGAGGGUCUGCGACUGGAGAACAACUUGGUCGCUGUUCGGGGUAAUGUAAAGGAGCGUCAGUUCACCCUGGACUCGUUUUUUGAGGAGAUAAUGCAGAAGCGGCUGCAGGAAGAGAAAGAAGUCGUUUCUGUUUCGGAGCGUCAGUUCACUUUGGACGCCUUUUUUGAGGAGAUUCUGCAGAAGCGGCUGCAGGAAGAGAAAGAAGUCCGUCCUGCUCCGUGUUUGCGGUGCCUGCUUCGAAAUCAGGGCAACGAAUUUGUGCUGGUGAGUUCCCAGAGUGUGAAGGGAGUGAGACGCCCACUACCUGGAACUAGACAGGUGGAGAAACGCACAUCAAGGCAGAAAUCCAGCAGGUGCGGCAGAAUCUGCUUGCAGCCGGCUGCAGCAAUGUUCCGCCGCAUGAAGAAGUUUUUCUCCCGGUGUUUGGGAGGGGAGAAAGACGAGGGUCUGCGACUGGAGAACAACUUGAUCGCUGUUCGGGGUACUGUAAAGGAGCGUCAGUUCACCCUGGACUCGUUUUUUGAGGAGAUACUGCAGAAGCGGCUGCAGGAAGAGAAAGAAGUCCUUUCUGUUUCGCAGCGUCAGUUCACUUUGGACGCCUUUUUUGAGGAGAUUCUGCAGAAGCGGCUGCAGGAAGAGAAAGAAGUCCGUCCUGCUCCGGAGCGUCAGUUCACCCUGGACUCGUUUUUUGAGGAGAUAAUGCAGAAGCGGCUGCAGGAAGAGAAAGAAGUCGUUUCUGUUUCGGAGCGUCAGUUCACUCUGGACGCCUUUUUUGAGGAGAUUCUGCAGAAGCGGCUGCAGGAAGAGAGAGAAGUCCGUCCUGCUCCGGAGCGUCAGUUCACCCUGGACUCGUUUUUUGAGGAGAUAAUGCAGAAGCGGCUGCAGGAAGAGAAAGAAGUCGUUUCUGUUUCGGAGCGUCAGUUCACUUUGGACGCCUUUUUUGAGGAGAUUCUGCAGAAGCGGCUGCAGGAAGAGAAAGAAGUCCGUCCUGCUCCGGAGCGUCAGUUCACACUGGACGCCUUUUUCGUGGAGUUGCUGCAGAGACGGCUGCAGGAGGAGGAUUAA